This is a messenger RNA of Cyclocybe aegerita, 753 nucleotides long. Lineage: Eukaryota; Fungi; Basidiomycota; Agaricomycetes; Agaricales; Hemipholiotaceae. The record is from the annotation of a GenBank genome assembly.
UGAGCUUGUGCAAGGACUGUAUUAAAGGCGUCACCUGGGAAGGCACUCCCAAAGGCAAAUGGGAGAAAAUGGGAGGCGUCGACUGCUAUGUCGGAACUCCGUCGUCGGACUACCCGAAGGACAAAGUAGUCCUGUUCCUUUCAGACAUCUUCGGGCCCCAGCUCGUCAAUGCCCAGGUCAUGGUGGACGACUUCGCUGCGAAUGGGUUCAAGGUCAUCGCUCCGGACUACCUCAAUGGAGAUCCCGUCCCGCCAAACGCGUUGGAACCAGGAAGCAACUUCGAUGUACAUGGGUGGCUCGCGGGACAUGGGAAUGAACAGACACGUCCCGUUCUCGACAAAGUUAUGAAGGCACUUGGCGAAGAAGGAGUGACUGCGUUUGGCGCAACGGGCUACUGCUUCGGGGCUCGCUAUUGCUUUGAUCUCGCUUUCGAGAACCUUAUUCAGGCGGUCGUCGUGUCCCACCCAUCGCAUAUCCAAGUUCCAGCUGAUCUUGAGGAAUACUUCACAACAUCCAAAGCGCCUCUCUUGAUCAACUCGUGCCCCGUCGACCAGAUGUUCCCCUUGGAGUCAUGCGCAGCCGCCGACUCCAUCUUCGGCGACGGCAAGUUCGCGCCUGGGUACAAGCGAGAGUUCUUCGAAGGAUGUGUGCAUGGCUUCGCAGUUCGAGGUGACAUUAAUGACCCUAAAGUGAAGGCGGGGAAGGAAGGUGCAUUUAGGUCAGCCGUGGAGUGGUUCGCGUCCAACCUUUGAG